Protopolystoma xenopodis is the source of this 990-nucleotide messenger RNA. The record is from the annotation of a GenBank genome assembly. Lineage: Eukaryota; Metazoa; Platyhelminthes; Monogenea; Polystomatidea; Polystomatidae.
AUGGAUACACAGUCUAGAAUUCCGAAAAGUGGAUCCGAAUCAACGAUCGCUGAAACUUUGUCCUCCUAUGUUCUUGGAUCUGCUUCUAUCAAUAUAUCUCCAGCUAUCACUGGAUUGUCUAUUUCUAGUUAUUUUUCUCAUUCCAGAACAGAGCAGGGCUGCUGUUCGCCCCCUCCUCCUGCUUUAUCACCCGCUUCUUUGUCUCCCAAUCAUCAUUCAAAUUCAAACAGCAACCUACCGCCUUCGCCUUCUGCUUCUCCACCGAUCAUAGUUGCCGAAACGGCUAUUCGUCUAUGCAAUACACAGGGUUCUGGCAAUAGCUCACAUUCUGACACAAACCGCUAUCCCCCAAAACUUAUUAGCAUGGCUAAUACCUUAGCUACCGUCAGUGCCUCUCGUUGUGCCUCGAUCUCAGGUGUUCGUGUAGACAUACCAAAGCAUUAUACCUCUUCAUGCUCUUCGACAUCUACUUCUAGUUCAAGUUCCUCUACAUCCGAUUCUUUGCUUGAUCCUCGGACUAGUAAAGUUAUGUGCAACGGAUUGUCUAAUAACCUCCCUAUACUUGAAAAAAUGGCUCUUGAUCUUAAUUCUGGAGGGGUGAUUCGUUCUAUAACUGUGCCUGAACAGGCUGUUGAUCUGGCCCUAAAGGCUAAUCCAAACGAACUUCAACAGCAAGUCACUCAAAAUUCUCAUGACGAAAAAGUAAUGGAUGAAACAGCUGAGAAUAUUGCGUAUGCUUCUAAUUCACUUACGAAGGGUGGAAAACGUAAAGCUAUCAACGUAGGUAAACGCAAGAAUGCGAAACGCUCCAAAGCUGCAAAAUAUCGAAAAGAGGACUCUGAUUCUGAUUUUGAAUUUUUACCUGGAAAGACUAUCUCUAGGCUAAAAAAAGUCGGGGGUAUUUCCGGAAGAAUUUCAACUGGAGAAUCACUGAUGCAGCGCAUCAAAGCUAAAACUAAGACAAGGCAUUCCCACUGCUAUGUUGAAUAG